UUUGAUUUGUGAUCAUUGUUUUGUUAAAGUUAAAUAUUAGGUUAAGUCAUCAAGUAAUUUUUCGAUUUUUUCGACAAAAUGCCCCUUAUAAUAUUAACAGGAAUUCCUUGCAGUGGAAAAACAACUAGAUGUGAGGAACUGAAAAAGUUUUUCUCAGAAAAGGAUAAAGAAGUAAUAAUUGUUAGUGAGGCAGAACAAAUUGCAAGAUCUGGAUUUGACAAAAACACUAUAUAUUUAGAUGCCAAUAAAGAAAAACACAUUCGGGGGUUGCUUAAGUCAGAAGUUAUGCGAUAUGUUACAUCAACAAAUAUAGUUAUUCUAGAUGGAUUGAAUUAUAUCAAAGGUUUUAGGUACGAAUUAUAUUGUGGUACAAAAUCUAAUAAAGCAACCCAGUGCACAAUUCAUGCGGAAAUAAAUAGAGAAGAAUCUUGGAAGUUUAAUGAAAACAGAGAUGAAUUAGAUAAAUACACACGGGAAGUGUACGAUGCACUUGUUUUAAGGUAUGAAGAACCUGAUGGCAACAACAGGUGGGAUGCACCUCUGUUCAUGAUCUUUCCUGAACAGGAAUUAGAUAAAGAAAAAAUCUUCUCAACUUUAUUUGACAAAGCAGCACCAAAGCCAAAUAAAUCUACCCAGAAUGCACCCUUGAGUUCCACAAAUUUUUUGUACGACUUGGACCAAUCUACAAAAAAAAUUGUUGCAUCAAUAAUUAAGGCUAAGAAGGAAAAUUCAGUUGGUAAAGUGAAGAUUCCAGAGUUUGAAAAUUUAUACAUAGAUGUCAGCAGGGUGUCAAUACCAGACCUGUCCAGACUCAGAAGACAAUAUAUUUCUUAUUCUAAGUUGAAUCCUCCAAAUUCACAAGAAAUUUCAGCUUUAUUUGUUCAAUAUUUGAAUACAAGCUUGACCUAAAA
Coccinella septempunctata (seven-spotted ladybird) is the source of this 911-nucleotide messenger RNA. RefSeq names its product protein KTI12 homolog. The record is from RefSeq and is a predicted model, not a curated record. Bases 79 to 909 code for a protein of 276 amino acids. The transcript has 4 exons. NCBI's taxonomy places the organism in Eukaryota, Metazoa, Arthropoda, Insecta, Coleoptera, Coccinellidae.